Molecule: messenger RNA, 3075 nt
Organism: Maniola jurtina (meadow brown)
Lineage: Eukaryota; Metazoa; Arthropoda; Insecta; Lepidoptera; Nymphalidae
Exons: 6
Coding region: 496-2616 (706 amino acids)
Source: RefSeq, a predicted model, not a curated record
AUGGUUAUGCUUAUGUAUAUUUUGCAUGUAUACAAUGUAACACAUCCCGUGGAAUUAUCUAAUUUGCAACAAUAGUUACGCAAGAGACUGCGCAGUCUACGAAGCUUCGAGCGACCGGCGCGAGUCAGCCUCUGAAACCCGACGAACGUCCCGGGCACCGGGACAACCCGUGACGUGAAUUUCCCUGUGCGAAAAUUCGAUAUUCGAUCUUUACUGGAUAAAAACCCCAAUGUGACAUUAUUUUUUUAAAACUUAAGCUCAGUGAUAUGAAAUUUUCGAACGAAAGCUGACUGUAAUUUUUGAAUUUACAAACGAACGAUUACUUUUUUUUUGUGGGAAGGUCUGUGAAUGAAAGCAUAAAGCGUGUGUGGUUUUUAAGGACGUGUUAAACUUGACAGUUCUUUUGUGUUCUUUUAAUUAAAUACAUAAGUCGCAUUAUGGGGAGUGGUGGCUAUGGAUUUUUUUCCAUAAUGAAGGAAGUGAUUGGGUGCACGGAUGCGAUGGAAUGAAAACGGUGCAACAAAACUAGAACAACCUCGAACUUUUCUCUUUCAAACAGAAAAUGGCAAAAAAUAUUUGACUAGAGACGGCCAGGCUGGAGGAAAUAUGACGAAUGUGAAAUUAAAGCUAAUGUUCUACCUGUUAAACGCACUAUUAUCGGCCGAUUUGGUUCACUCACGGCCGUAUUCUAAUUUCAAUUCAACGGAUAUAGUUAUGGGGUUUUCUAAUAAUAGUUUUAAUAUACCAGUAGAUUCUAAUUCUGAUACGCUCAUAGUUGCCGAUGAAGAGGAAACGGCUGAAGAGACGAACAAAAAUUCCAAUACAAAUAUGGAGGCGAUAGUCAACGCAGAACAAGAUAGAGACGAAGCGUUCUCAAGAAAAAAUAAUAAAAAACAAGACAAAAUUAGUAUACUAGAAAUACCUAAUAACGAAGCGGGAGCUUUCGAGAAACAACUAAACAUAUCAAGUCCGUUGCUAGAAGAAAUGAUAGAUUCAGAGUCAGAUAGGGAAGAAACUUUAACAGACAUCCUUUUCAGACAUGAUUCCGAGUUAGUAGAUUCGCCUAGAUUUGAAUUUUUAAUCGCUGCUAAAAUAAAUAGUAGUGAAAAUGGUACUGUAAGAGACAGUACAUACAGUGUUAAUAAUAUAGAUAAAAGAAAUAGAAAUAGCACAGAUGUAUUGAGGAAAGUGGACUAUGUAGAGUUGGUAGAAGUUAUAAAGCCGUCGAAUAUGAAUGAAAAUAAAAGUGCUUAUAAUUUAGCUAACAUCACUGCUCAUAAUGUUGAAAACGACUUGGCGCCAGACACAAUUCUGUCCAUGUUUUCAGGUUUCACGGACAUGCAGACGUUGUUCCUGGCCUGCUUCGCCACCUUCCUGCCGCUACUCACCGUGCUCUUCGCGAUGCUACUCAUCAGAUGCGCGUUGCGAAGGUGGUGUCCAAGUUGCUGCAAGAAGGAGUCCGACUCUUCGACGUCCGUGAGCAGUGACAAGCAGGAGAACAAUCACCAGCAGCUGAAGUCUUCCGAGGAGGGUGGAACGGAUGGGGACACGCCACCAGCUAAUGGCUCCAUUUUCACCAUGACCCUCAAAAACAACCACCUCAUCGUUGAGACCGAAGAAAGAAACGAUAUAACUAAGAACGGUCGGGAAACAAAAAUGAAGUAUUCUCCAGACAACGACGGCAUAUUCGUCGUGGAGGUCCAACAGUCAGCGGCCUACAGACCCAAUAACAAAUCACUCCAGAACUCCCCACCACACGACCCUCAGAUUUCCACCAAUCAGGCCCUAAUCCAUAGAGUACCUGAGGAACUAGACAGGAAACCCAUCAUGGAAGAAGAUAGUGAAAGAAGCAGUGAAAAAUUCGACAAGCAAGCCUUAGCUUUAUCAAGCACAGGUCUAUCAAUUUCCGACCUAAGCAUGUCUUCUAUAGGCUCUCACAAUAUAAGCUAUUCAUACAGCAGUCAAAUAGGUUACGACCAAGGACCUUUCGGAUACCCAGUAUACGCUGGCUACGACACUUCCAAAGAUGAUAUUGGAGAUCCGAUUAUACAUGAUAACUCCCAAGAACCUUUGAUAGGUAAAACGCCAACUGAUCCUGAUAAACCUGUAGUAACAGCAGCGAUAUUUAAGCAAGAUUCCAUUAUAAGCAAUGAGGUUUUAAAAGGUCCAGGAUAUUGUAUCGAAGGGUCUACUGAUGGACCUUUACUAUCUGAUGUACAAGCUAGAGAAUAUAGCUUACAGCACUUGCAAGAUCAGAAAGAAAAGAAAAUGGAAAAUGGAGUGGCUAUACCCAUAUCCGAUAGAGUUGACAGUGUUAAGACUUUUACUAGAACAGAGAGUUUACCUUCAGCACUAGAAGAUGAACAAGAAGUUAAAGUUAUGGAGACUAUUGUUGAAGAUUUACCACCUAAAGACCAUUCGAAAGGUAAGAGACCUUCUUUACCCGUCAUAACAACUGAUAUGUACGAGUCUGUGAAAGAAGUUAUUCAAACUGGGUCUCCAAAGUUUGAGAAGUUUACCAAUGAAAUGUCACCAGGCGAGAGCAGUUUCGACAGUCCGCCAAUGAUAACUAUAACGGAAGAAAGUGAGUCGGGUAAGUCUGAUAGCACCAGUUAAUUCAUCUCAAUUUUAUUGUAAAUAGGUGUAAGCAAUGAUGUGAUUUGAAGGUUUGAAGGAUAUUUAAAAUUUUGGUAGGAGUCUUUAUGCGGUACCAGUUUACGUAUCAAUUGAUGUUACCCUUUGCCUAUUUUCAAAGGUCCAAAGUUCAAAGUUCGUCAAUCAUUUGUCAAAACUUAUCAAUCUAAGACAUGAAAUAGAACUUCAAGUUCGUAGAAAGAUUGCAUGGACGCGACCGAAUAACAUAUACGCGAAAAUCAGAACUCAGAACUUUUAACUUCUGGCAGUGGAAAAUUUCUUACCGAAGUUAAUUGCAAUCUAUCUCUAUGUAAUCUGUUGUUAUGUUACUUAGAAGCGCUGUUACGCUGUUAUUUUCCAAAAAUUGUAGCAAUAUGGUCUUUAUUGACAAAUAACAACGCUGCAAAGUAACUUAUAGACAAUUUAUCAUUUUCUAAUAAA